AUGUCCGCUGCUGUCGUAAUUCUUUCGUCCUCUCCUCCACGAACGUUCGCGCGUUCUCCCACCCUUGCAGAGACUCCACCUCCGUUACGGUCGCCACGUACAUUAUCGACAAGUGAGGCCAUCGACUUAAAGCAAUUCAAGAUCUCCAGGCAGGUUAGAGAUGGGUUGUCAGGCGGCUUCAGCAGCGCACGUGCCAUGCUCACCACAAAGGUCGGCGCGGAGAAUAUCCCCCUCCUGUCUCCAAGGAAAGAUGCAUUCAAGGCGAAGUCAUCACCGCAGACCGAUGAGCUUGCUGGAAACUCACUUGAAAGAGCAACACGGGGAAAAAAGGAAGGAGGAACACAAGCAGAGGAGCCGUCUAAGCAUUUCGAAUUUUCAGAGUCGUUCACCCCAAAGCCGAAUCCACGUCCCAAAACCUCUCACGCCAUCAAGCCACUGAAUAUCGAAGCUUCGGAGACGGGACCAAAACAGUCCGGUGACGGGCGUGGUUUACAAAUGAGCAGACAUUCAAGAAGCCCUUUCUCACCAAAGAAGGCCAUACCAAGGCGAUUGGACUGGACGCCCGUCAAGCCGAAGCCACACGAUUUGGAGACUCCACAAUCUGAAGACCGCGCUGUUGGAUUUUCCAAUGAUCUAAUGAAAUCUUAUGCCUUUUCCCCGGCAGCUACAGUGGCCAUGGAGAAAACUGCGACAAAACCCGAGACAAAUCAGGAGCGACCAAAUAGGAGGAGGAUUGACCUUGUGAUGAUUACUGAGGCAAGACCUGCACCGUCCUUAUUGACAUUCAAGACUUGCAAGGGUCUAGUUAAAGGUGUAAGCAAUGGAAAGGCAAAGCCCCCAGCCAAGAAGGCUCUUACAAUCACGGGGUUGGCGACUUCGCAUUACGGCGAAAGCCGGCAGAAAGAGACAAAACUACCUCCAAUGCUUGAAUACCUUACGGCGACACAAGUGGGCGCUGGGAGUGAAGCAGACUCAGUUAUGGACGUGAGUUUGAAGGUCUCCAAAUCAAAGGUUCCGAGCAGGAGACCACGUCCAACCAAAAAAGCUCCAGCAAAGACGCGACUGAAGUCUCCUACAUCCGCAAUAAAAUCCAAUCUGAAACAACCAUUUCUUUUCGGUCCGGCAAGUCAGUUAGCUCGCGACGAAUCACCUACCUUGACGCGGGAUACUCUGGAAGCAUUGAAGCGAUCUGAAUGUCUUUCUUCUGACCCUAUUUCACCACUAUCGACGCAGCCUAUCUCGAUUGAGUCGACGUCACCCAAAGCUUGUCGUGGUACGGGUCGAUUUGUCAAAAGAAGGAACUUGUGGGGUGCAGCUGGCCGCGACGAAGAUAAUGCUUUGCUACAAGUUGAUACGGUUGACCUGACCGACUCGCCUGCCGUACGUCUAGCUCUGGCUGGGAAAGAUGUGCUUCUGCAAUCUAUAGGUCCGAACCGUCAAGACAUAGACACUUUGGAUAAUGGCCCACCAGGGUCUCCUUCUAGAGCACCACCUCCAAACGCCAAAGAAGUUGAAUCACUGAUUGAUAUUGAUGAUAUCGUUACGCCUAGACUUCCAAAGUCCAUCAAACCACCUACACAGACACGAGCGAGGCUAUAUCACACUUCUCGGACACUAAAACAGCCACAGAAGGCAGCCGAAAUCAGUCAGCAGGACAGCGAGGCACAUUCGGAAGCAAAGAGCGCAGUCUCAAAUCCACCGCCAAUCAUGCCAUCAUACGUGGGCUUUUCUGAUCAUGAGCUUAGGAAACAGAUAACAGCCUACGGUUUCAAGGCCGUUAAAAAGCGGGAGGCCAUGAUCGAGCUUCUCGAGCGAUGCUGGGAGAGCAAACAUGGCGUGCAACACCCUUAUGACGAUGAAAGCGCAUCGGUUAAUGCAACGACACACGCUGAUCUACUAAGUAAAAUUCACGAUGUCUCUACGAGACCCGUUCCGAAACUCAAGAAAUCUCGUGCUAAACGAAAAUCCGAAUCUGGGGAUAUGAGCACCGCCGAGGAGCCGAAGAAGAGGAAGAAAGCAGCGACGAAAUCGAGUGAACCUGCACAAAAGGAAGGGAAGGCUGCCCGAAAGCGAGCGUCGAAGACGCUUUCGGACGAGAACGUUGUGGAUGUUGAUGAGUUGGAUGAGUUUGAUAACCACAAUAUCGAGGAGAAGCACAAGUCGGAACCUCUAGGGUUGCCAAAUGAACCAGAGCGACCGCAAUCCAAGUUGAGACCUACAGCACAAAAACCUCUUACACCACCGCCAACAGUGCCGCAAGAGAAAUCCACGCCCUCGCAAGCAUGUCAAUCUUCUCGGGCCCAGAGCGUGAACAAUAUCUCGAGAUUGGACGGUCCUGCGGCUGAAGGUCCUGAACUUACGCCUCAACAGACUCCUGCAUCUAAUAUUAUUUCACAGAUUGAUGCAGCUAUCUCUCGCCAUCCGGAAACCCAGUCGAAAGAUGGAGAAUCCCGAAACCAUCAAAGAUCGCCAACCUGGCACGAAAAAAUUCUCAUGUACGAUCCGAUUGUCCUUGAGGAACUGACGGUCUGGUUGAAUACGGAAGGAUUGAAUGCGAUAGGCGAAGAUCGCGAAGUAAGCCUACUAGAAGUUAGGGCGUGGUGUGAACAGAACGGCGUGUGCUGUUAUGGAGUCACAGGAGGAUGGAGAGGACGGAGUCGGCCGUCUUGA
Cladophialophora psammophila CBS 110553 is the source of this 2670-nucleotide messenger RNA. RefSeq lists its product as uncharacterized. The record is from RefSeq and is a predicted model, not a curated record. Bases 1 to 2670 code for a protein of 889 amino acids. Gene Ontology annotation, biological process: DNA replication; DNA repair. Gene Ontology annotation, cellular component: Slx1-Slx4 complex; nucleus. Gene Ontology annotation, molecular function: 5'-flap endonuclease activity. Lineage: Eukaryota; Fungi; Ascomycota; Eurotiomycetes; Chaetothyriales; Herpotrichiellaceae. The transcript has a single exon.